UCUGCGCGUCCUGCGGCUGGUAGUGUUGGCCGGCACCCAUCCUCAGUCAGGGCGGCCCGGAGCGAGCAGGGGGGUUUGGGCAGCCUCCCCGCGCUUCUGGUCUCGGAUGGAUGUGUCGGGCCCGGUUUCUCGGCGGGCGGCCGCGGCGGCCGCCACCAUGCUACUCCGCACCGCCCGUGUGCCGCGGGAGUGCUGGUUUCUGCCCACCGCGCUGCUCUGCGCCUAUGGCUUCUUCGCCAGCCUGCGGCCAUCCGAACCUUUCCUGACGCCCUACCUGCUGGGACCAAACAAGAACCUGACUCAGCGGCAGGUCUUCAAUGAGAUUUACCCAGUAUGGACUUACUCUUACCUGGUGCUGCUGUUUCCUGUAUUCCUCGCCACAGACUACCUCCGUUAUAAACCUGUUGUUCUGCUGCAGGGAUUCAGCCUUAUUGUUACAUGGUUCAUGCUGCUUUAUGCCCAGGGACUGCUGGCCAUUCAGUUCCUGGAGUUCUUUUAUGGCAUCGCCACAGCCACUGAAAUUGCCUAUUACUCUUACAUCUACAGUGUUGUAGACUUGGGCAUGUACCAGAAGGUCACAAGCUACUGUCGAAGUGCCACCUUAGUGGGCUUCACAGUGGGCUCUGUCCUAGGACAAAUUCUUGUCUCGGUGGCAGACUGGUCCCUGUUCAGCCUGAAUGUUGUCUCUCUCACGUGUGUUUCUGUGGCUUUUGCUGUGGCCUGGUUUCUGCCUAUGCCACAGAAGAGCCUCUUCUUUCACCACGUUCCUUCAUCCUGCCAGGGAAUGAAUGGCAUCAAGGUACAAAAUGGUGGCAUUGUUACUGACACCUCUGCUUCGAACCACCUUCCUGGGUGGGAGGACAUGGAGUCAAAAAUCCCUUUAAAUCUAGAGGAGCCUCCCGUGGAGGAACCGGAACCCAAGCCAGACCACCUCCGUGUGUUGAAGGUGCUGUGGAACGACUUCCUUAUAUGCUACUCCUCGCGUCCCCUGCUCUGCUGGUCUGUGUGGUGGGCCCUCUCCACCUGUGGCUAUUUCCAAGUCAUCAACUACACACAGGGCCUGUGGGAGACUGUGAUGCCUUCUCCCCAUGCUGCUAUCUACAAUGGUGGAGUGGAGGCCGUUUCAACCUUACUCGGUGCAAUUGCUGUAUUUGCGAUUGGUUACGUAAAAAUCUCUUGGUCCACUUGGGGAGAGAUGAUGUUGUCCCUGUGUUCUCUCCUGAUUGCUGCUGCUGUGUAUAUCAUGGACACCGUGGGUAACAUUUGGGCGUGCUAUGCGUCCUAUGUCGUCUUCAGAAUCAUCUACAUGUUACUCAUCACAAUAGCAACAUUUCAGAUUGCUGCAAACCUCAGUAUGGAGCGCUAUGCGCUGGUGUUCGGUGUAAAUACCUUCAUUGCCCUGGCUCUACAGACGGUGCUCACUCUGAUUGUGGUGGACGCCAGUGGCCUCGGCUUGGAAAUCACCAUUCAAUUCCUGAUCUACGCCAGUUAUUUUGCAAUCAUCGCUGUGGUUUUCCUGAUUGGUGGUGCAGUCAGUGUUGCGAAGAAAUGCAGAAAGCAGGAAGAUCCAGAGUCAAGUCCUCAAGUAACCACUUCAUAAGAUACUGCUGAAGAGCUGCUUCUUACAGCAAAAACUCUGCACAGCAACUGCCUGGAUGUAUUUAAUAUUUUUAAGGUUCAAACAAAUAUUUAUGAAUGUGCAUUUCAUGGCUUCAAAGCAGCUAUUUGACUAAUCCCUUGUAUUCCUGGGGUAUCAAGAUACUGUUGACACAAGCGAGAAGUGAAGUUUAUUUCAUGGAUUAUUUGAGAGUUAAUUCAACGAUAACUUCUUUCUGAUUGAGCAGUGAAGCUGAUUUUGAAAACCAAGUAAUCAAGAGCAAUCAAGCAGCACAUAGUGUUGUAUACUUGAUCAGUGAGCAUGUUGGAUGUUUUGUAGGUCAUACACAUCUAUGUCCACUUACCCACACUCUGGGCCUGGUGGGACUAGGGCUUCAAAGAGGCCCCGGGACAUUAUAAGUAACGAUAGACAUAUGUUCUACCAGCACGUGUGUCUAUCAACCUUCAUUCUGAUUUCUGUGUUACUCUUGUGCAUUUGUGUUUCUACAGAUGAAUGUUGUUCCUAUGACUGGCAAUAUUUGCUCUGGUUUAAUGUCUAAGGAGUAUGUGUCAUUUCUAAUUUUAAGUUAUUUUUAGAAAAUUCAUUGUAUGGGAACCAGUGUUCCUGGUUCCCAUGCUUUACAUUAUGUAUUAUGUAAACUUUCUUUAGAAAUACAUUUUUGCUUUAUUCAUAUGCUUCCCAGAGAAGCUCAUUUAGUAAGAAAGGAAGGCAAGUUUUAAAGCCUUCUUAUCCAAAUGAAGAGACCUAAUCAGAAAACUUAGGUUUACUUGUCUAUAAUACUUCAGUGUGAAGGACUGUUAAUGCCGUGAUGAAAAAUCAUACAUGGGCUAAAGAUACAACCAGCCCAUUUUGUAUUUCCCUUCCCUUUUAUUUCCACAAUGAAAUGAAAAUAUCUUUUUCUUUAAAAUAACUUCAUUCCCAUUUAUAGCUUUUAUAUGAUUUUGAUUUUCUUAUUCAUGAUAAAGAUGUCGUUAGGAGUUGGAUAAUUCCAAAGCCUUUUUCAUGAACUGAGCCUCUUUCUAAUUAUUUCAGUGGGGUCUUUGAUUCCUGCAUUUUUGUACCUUAAAUCUGCCUUUGUUUCUAAAGGUGGAUCAUCUUGAAUAUUUGUUUAAAUAAAAUGUUGCUAGCAAUUCCAUUUCCAAGUUAACUUGAAAAGCAUAUUGUUCUAUAUGCAUUUAAUUCUGCAGUCUACUAAGGGACUGCUAAUAUUUGUGAGACAUGAAAAGUAUUUCCAAGCCAACUUUUUUGCCUUAUUUGGAAAAGCAUGUAGGUAGGUCUUUUAACUGGGGUGUUAACUUUUUUAGAAUGACACAGCUUCAUAGUGGUAAUAAUAGUGUCAGUUGAAGACUUGACAUAUUCAUUGGUUUAAGCAAGGAUCCUAGAAGCAAAAUAGGUACGAAAAGAAUAGGUCAUUCCCAUUCACCUUAUUACCUUACUUAAUAGUUACAGGAAAGGAAAAGAACACUAGCCAAGGAAGGGAAAGCAAAGUAUGUCAUAAAUUAGCAUGCUCCAAUUUAAUAUUGUCUCUUUUUUGCUGUUCUCUUUUUGCUCUGUAAGAAGUUAUCCACAAUGAGUAGAAAAGCUCUGUUUGAGAGAUUUUAAUUUUUUUUUUUAUGAAAUGAACUAUGGUAUAAUCAAACUGUUCAUAUUACCAAAGGAGUGUUUCCCUAGAAUUUAACCCAUAUUUUGUGACAUCCCGCCAGAACCUGUAUGUAUUUAAGACAAGAUUAUAUUCCCAUCUUGGUGAAUGGCCAUAGAACGGAGAGUACAGUGUGCUAGUUGUACUGUAUAGUUUUACAAAGAAAUGAAAUAAUUUGUUGUACUUUUCAAUUCUGUAUAGAUUAUAAAAUUAUUUUUAUGAAAUAAAUAUUUUACAGUAUA
Messenger RNA from Octodon degus (degu), 3499 nucleotides. It is a transcript of the gene Slc19a2, whose product is annotated as solute carrier family 19 member 2. Gene Ontology annotation, cellular component: plasma membrane. The transcript is spliced from 6 exons. The record is from RefSeq and is a predicted model, not a curated record. NCBI's taxonomy places the organism in Eukaryota, Metazoa, Chordata, Mammalia, Rodentia, Octodontidae. Gene Ontology annotation, molecular function: vitamin transmembrane transporter activity. The coding region runs from base 107 to 1600 and encodes 497 amino acids. Gene Ontology annotation, biological process: transmembrane transport; vitamin transport.